This is a messenger RNA of Betta splendens (Siamese fighting fish), 4558 nucleotides long. Its product is annotated as sodium/hydrogen exchanger 9-like. The coding region runs from base 878 to 2686 and encodes 602 amino acids. The transcript is spliced from 16 exons. Gene Ontology annotation, molecular function: sodium:proton antiporter activity. The record is from RefSeq and is a predicted model, not a curated record. Gene Ontology annotation, cellular component: membrane; recycling endosome. Gene Ontology annotation, biological process: proton transmembrane transport; regulation of pH; sodium ion transport. Lineage: Eukaryota; Metazoa; Chordata; Actinopteri; Anabantiformes; Osphronemidae.
CCCUCUGUGCAAAGUUUGCUGAGAUUUCUCUUUUUCUUACUUCUGCUUAAAAAACACACAGAAAGAAAUGUCAAUGUAACAUCAAACAGUAUUACAGAGUACGUUAGGAGAAAUGCAAUCAAAAAAUUAGCUUUGAGGAACAAUUACUAAAUUAGACCAUAAGGCUACAUAUAAACAAAAUGUUAAAUAAUGCUUUGCUGUGAAAAAAUGGAAUCAGCCAUUAAAAUUAUUGGAAAACUAUAUUAGUCCAUAUUAUUUCAGAACGUCUAUAGAUAUAGAUAGUUAUAUGGAGUUAUUUGUGUAGAAUAGAGAGCGAAAUAAAUAAGUACACCCAAACGAUUAACCGAUUCAUUAAUUAGCCGUCAAUGAAAGGUCAUAACAGAUUAGCGCGAAGGAACACAAUUAAGUGGCCGUUCAAUGUCCCGCUUCCAGUGGGCUUUGCGUGCAUUCGUUUGUUUUAAUCGCCAUCUGCUGGAAAGUAAAAUAAUUGCAUUUAAUGUUUGGUGCAUUCUAGUGCUUUUACAAAUUUCGGAACUGUAGGAAGCUGUCGGAAGCAGUCUCGGUGUCUAACUUUGUAGGUAUUUUUUUAUUCGAGUGCAUAAUACACUAUAGUCGAUAAUCACAGCUGUGUGUUGCGUAAAAUUACAUUGUCUACAUGCAUAUUCAUCAGAAUGCUCCAACUAAGCUACGUUAGCAAUUUUUCACAGAUCCAUCUCAAAUCUAAAACCGAUAGUUUACCUAGAGUUGGAUUUGAAGAAGUGAGUUAUCCGAGGAGCCGCGAAGGCAGCACAGCAUCUGUUUUGAGCGUCGCUGAUGCGGAUGUUGCCGCAUCCGCACUGAGACUCAAGUUCUUCCGAAAAGUAACGGAGUUGUGAAGAUGUCGGCCGCAGCGAGGGCAAGACCAGACCGUGAGGCUCUCCUCGUGCUCCUCGCCGCCGUGUGCUUGGCACUUAUAACUAUUCUCAGUGUGUGGAGGUUGAAACGGUGCAAAUAUAAACUGAUGUACGAAACUGGAGGUGCAAUGUUUUAUGGUGUGCUUCUGGGCUCAGCUGUUAAAUACCUGUCACUGAACCAGGCCGAGCCGAGCCGAGCCGCCGUGUGCAGCUGCGUGGGUCUGAACAGCACGCCUCACGUCCUGACCCUGAACGCCACGCCACACCUGCACUGUUACAGGCACGUUGGAAGAACGAACCAAGGGUGCCCCACGGUGUCAGCCCCUCGCAUGGAGACCUUUGACCCCGAGGUCAUUUUCAAUCUGUUCCUGUCACCCAUCAUCUUCCAUGGAGCCUACACCCUUAAUCAGAGACGAUUCUUUGAGAAUCUGGGAUCUGUUUUAACCUUUGCCUUUUUGGGGACCAUAAUAAGCUGUGUGACCAUAGGCGCCUGCGUCUACGGCUUCCUCAGACUGAUGGUGCUGUUGGGCCACGCAGCAGAUGGAGACUCUCUGCUCACUGACUGCCUCCUGUUCGGUGCCAUUAUGUCACCCACAGACCCAGCCUCCGUGCUGGGCCUGCUGUCGGAGCUGCGCGUCGACCCGGACCUCCACGUGCUGCUGUUCGGCGAGAGCGUCCUGAACGACGCCGUGGCCCUCGCGCUGACGCAUGCCAUCACCUCCUACAUCCAGACGGGUGCGGGCCGCGCCUUCGACCCGGCCGCCUCCCUCCACGCGCUGGCCUAUUUCCUCGGAGUGCUGGCCGGCUCCCUCCUCCUGGGCUUCAUGUUUGCAGCCAUGACAGCCCUCCUCACCAAGUUCACUCAGCUGCGUCACACUCCUCUGCUGGAGGCAUGCGUCCUCUUCCUGCUGUCCUGGACCAGCUUCCUGUCGGCUGAAGCCGCCGGCCUCUCAGGGAUUGUAGCGGUGCUGUUUUGUGGCAUGAGCCAGGCCAGGUACACGCGUCACAAUCUGUCCCCCGAGGGCAGGACCAGGGCCGAGCAGCUCUUUGAAGUCUUCAACUUCCUGGGGGAGAUUUUCAUCUUCGGCUACAUGGGAUAUGUUUUGUUGACGUUUCCUCACCAUGUCUUCAAAGCCCUAUUCAUUUCUGGGGCAUUUCUCUCCCUCUUCAUCUCGAGAGCGUUCAACGUCUACCCUUUAUCUUUCCUGCUGAACCUGGGCCGCACCAACAAGAUCCCUCGCUCCUUCCAGCACUUCAUGACGUUUGCAGGUCUGAGGGGAGCUGUGGCCUUCAGCCUGGUCAUGCAUAUCGACAGGUCCACGGAGGUGAGGCGCGCGAUCCUCACCACCGCUCUGCUGCUCAUCGGCUUCACCGUCUGGGUGCUGGGUGCGGCCGCCGAUCCCGUCUUGCGCAGGCUGGAUAUCAGAGCGGGGGAACAUGACGACGAGCGUCCUGAUGAGGCUGCUGCCGGGAGGCCGGACACGACCCCGGGCCUGUGGCACAGGCUGGACUACAAAUACGUGACGCCGGCGCUGACGCGCCGCGGACCCCCGCUCGCCGACUCGCUGCCGCGGUGCUGCGGCGCGCUCGCCAGGCUCUUGGGCGCCGCCCCGGCGCAGGAGGACGAGGAGCAGCUGUGCGACGCGGAGCCGGAGGAGUCCACCUUCGGCCCGGAGGAAACAGGAGGCGAGCUCCUGUCCGUUAGCGGCGAUGAUGGAUCGGAGCGCCAGGAGGACCUGGUGGAGGGGGACCUGGGCCUUGGCUCGGCUCCAGCGCUCGCCAGGGAAGCCUGAGGCUCCCGGAGUCACCCCUGACCCCAGCUUAUCGGCCCCCGCUGCUCAAAGGCCGAGGCGCCGCCUCCCACGGCGGAGGAGGUCGGUGACCAGGGCGUGCGAGAGGAGGCGGCCACGACUCGUUGUUACAAUGGCUCCCAGGAGGUCACGCCUCCCCUUUGUGUUGACACGCAAGCAGAGACACACUCAGGAGGGGGGAGAGAGAGAGAGAGAGAGAGAGAGAGAGAGAGAGCUGCCCCUUGCUCGCUCCGCCGAUGCUCCUCUGAUGCUAUUUUCGCUGCACUUUCAAGGAACUCAGCCGCUCACGGAGGAGCGUUUGGGCACGGCGGAGCGGCCUUCGACGCAGGAAGCAACAGUCGUGGUGCGGCCGUGCGGCGCUUAGUCACGCGUUAAUUAGGCGGGCGGCCUCUCUGCAACACCCGCUUACGCAACCUUUCCUCUUGGAGCUGGAGGGAGGAUUGCUCAUGAGCAUCCGCCGCAGCCGUCCCCUUAAUCAGCCCAAACGACGCUUUGUGCCAACUUCGCUAUUAAACUUUUAUUGCCCAGUUCUCUGCUACAAUCCUUUUAACCGAUUCAAAUGUAUUCCCCUGAAUUUGUUACCCCCUCCUCCACGUCUUGCUUAUCGCUCCGCGCCGCGCCAGAAUGCUUCCAAGUGCUUAAGUAUAUUAACAGCGUUUGAGAAAGAGACUAUUAACUUGGGGUUUCUUCUGACUUCUUUAAUUAUAGAUUGCACUUUGCUGCUUUCUGAGUACAUCAUCAUAAAUCUCCGGCCCCUCGAGUGCGGCACGCUGUGUGCUGCACAGAAAACAGGCGGCGAAGGUUGGACUGUGUGAAAACGCUGACUGUUUCUCCGCUCUUAUUAAAGCCGCUGUCCUUGAAGCGAGAGCUUUGCGUUGCAUGCACGGGCGCCUGCUCGGACGCUCCUCUGUUUCAGCUCCUCUGUUUCAGCUCCUCUGUUUCAGCUCCCGUGAAUCAUCUGCUCCUGUAUAAAUUCUGCCUUUGCUCCUGGUGAACGGCAGCAACAGGCCGACGCGGUGAAAUGUCACCGAUUCACAGAGCGGCCUCGUUAAUGACGGUGCAGAGUGGGACAAUCAGCUGACCACAACGCAACACAAGGCAACACAACACAACACAGUGGACUGCAUCAGUCUGUGCUGCUCAGAAUCCAAAGACUUCACAUCAGACACAUUAACUUCAAACAAGGCCUCAUUUUGAAGAAUUAAACUUACUGCUACAAAUACCACUUUGUUUUUUAUACUGUAAAUGUGCAACCUGCUCACACUAACUGACGUUCGAGCCCCCACACCACGAAAACGCCACAAAAAAAUCAAAACAUUCCUCUUUCUUCUACUUUAGACUCAGCCUCAUCACAUUCCUGACCAUGGAUUUAUUGAUUGUCUCUUGACUUCAACCAGAUUACAAACAAACAUCAGCGCUGAUCUUGUUUUUUUUUAAUCAGUUGCUUUUUUGUUGAUCUUUCAUCCACUAUUUUCACUGUUACAGACAGCAAUGGAGACUGAAAAAACAGAUUUUUGUAAGAUUUUGAACAUUCAAAAAUAACCUCAAAACAUCCACUUUGAAGUGUCAUAACAAGAUACAUGAAUUGUACAAUAGUUGUUGUUGUUGGGCUUUUUUUUUUUGAUAGUUGCAGAUUCACGAUUUGUGUCAUUCAUAGGCCUCGCAUUGUCAAACACCUCCAGUAAUCCAGUGUCACAGGAGCUGUCCCUUCAAUUCAGCAGGAGAAACGAGAUACAUUCCGAACGUUGCCAGUGGAGUCACUCAAACAAUGAUAUAAAGUAAAGCUCUGAUUCCACAGUACAACGAAACCCGAUGCAAAAUGAACAUUAAAUUAAAAAGGUCUUUGGUGGCGUG